Tetranychus urticae (two-spotted spider mite) is the source of this 1682-nucleotide messenger RNA. Its product is annotated as ras-related and estrogen-regulated growth inhibitor-like protein A. The record is from RefSeq and is a predicted model, not a curated record. NCBI's taxonomy places the organism in Eukaryota, Metazoa, Arthropoda, Arachnida, Trombidiformes, Tetranychidae. Gene Ontology annotation, molecular function: GTPase activity; GTP binding.
UCUUGCUUUCCAAGAAAUUAUUUCCCGUUCAACAGUAGAUUAUGUUUUCAUUUGCAAAAUCUUCUCGGUGUAACAACUUCUGCUUUCUAGUUUUUCACUUUUCAUCAUUUGCAUCUAACUUUGUUAUCCUCUUUGAGUUUGCUUGAAAAUUGUCUUUUUGUUUUUCAAUCGUCUUUGUCUUGUUGCACCAUUUCCAUCAUUGUCAUCAAAGAGUCACCAAAUUAAAUCUUUAAAUAUUCAACAAUUUACCCGUAAACCAUCCAACAUUUUAUAUCACAUUAUUGUCCUGUUAAUAUUGAUCAACGCUCAGCCAGUAUCAUCACCAUAAUUUUACGCCAAUAAACUGAUGAACAACAAAUGUGAUAAUAUUUUGUGUAACUCUGUUGAAUGCCAAAUCACAUAUUACUUUAAGCUACUUUUGCUAGUCUUUGUUUACACCAUCAGUGCAAGGCUGAACUUUUCAAACUGAUGAAAUCUCUUCGUAUAUUGCUGCUUGGAGCUAAAUCCGUUGGUAAAUCAGCCAUUGCUGUCCGUUUCCUAACCAAACGUUACAUUGGCGAGUACCAAACAGAUUGUGAUAUUUUGUAUAAGCAGACCAUAAAUUGUGAUGACGCCCUAACAAAUAUUGAAAUUCUUGACUUUUCGCGACACAGUCAGGAACAAGAUGUUCUUACAAAUUAUGAUGACCUCAAGGACCAAAUCAUUUGGGCUCAAGCGUACAUGAUUGUUUACAGUAUUUGUGAUGAGCCAAGUUUCGUUAAAGCUCAACAGUAUGUCAAGCUAAUUUGUAAAUUGAGAGGCUUAACCAGUCUACAGGCACCUAUGGUCCUACUAGGUAAUAAACGUGAUCUUGAAGUGGGUCGGAAAGUAAAUUUAGAGGAAGGUAGAAAUAUUGCUUACAAAUUUGGGACACAAUUCUACGAGAUAUCUGCUGCUGAAAACUUUGUUGGUGUAACUUUAGCCUUCCAUGGUUUGAUCAGAGAAGCGCGAUCGUUGUUUGAAAGAUUCAGUGGGACCACAAUGACAUACCAGCCUGGUCAGGCCAUUAAAAAGUUGAGCUUAAACUCAGUUACUCGAGCCUUUGGUGCGGUUUUUGGUGGUAAAAAUAGUCCAGGAUCUUCUCAGUAUUACACUAUCAUUCGAGAUGGGCGAGUUAGUUUGUCCAAUGAAGGAUCAACCGAAGAUAAACAUCGAAGAUCAAACAGUAUAUCACAAUCAAAUGGCAAUCCGGGUCUGAUGAACAGCUGUAAGCAAAAGAAAGAGAUUAUUCUGGAAACAGCACACAAACGAAGCCCUCCUAUUGCAUCUUUAUAGCCUCAUGGAAACAAUCAAUUGAUUAAAUUUUAACAAUAAACCAUUCUCUCCAUCAUCGUCAUCUUCAUCACCAAUUUCAUCGAUACAACUCAACAUUGAAUACUUAUACUUUUUCAGUUCAACUUGGCUGUUAUUAUACCAGAUUGUGCUACAAAUAAUGUAUCUGUAAAUAAAUGGAAAGGUUAUAAUCAUUGUCGAAAAACGAAAUUCAACUUUUCCAUGCAAAACUUAUUGUUUGAUCUAAAUAUAAAAUCCUUUUGUUACUCUUGUUUAUUUAAGAUUUCAUGACACUAUUUUCAAUUGAUAAUGUUAACCAUUUCAUAACGAUUUAAAUGUAUUAAAGAUUCAUUAAAUGAUAUUCAUUUACA